This is a messenger RNA of Malania oleifera, 1206 nucleotides long. RefSeq lists its product as uncharacterized. The record is from RefSeq and is a predicted model, not a curated record. Lineage: Eukaryota; Viridiplantae; Streptophyta; Magnoliopsida; Santalales; Ximeniaceae. Bases 341 to 943 code for a protein of 200 amino acids. Gene Ontology annotation, molecular function: zinc ion binding. The transcript has 6 exons.
AGAGUUGCCCAAUCCGGCCCAUAUCCAGAUCCAUACACCAUAUACACAGAGUCACGGUACUCGGCCAGUGCACGGAGAGGAGCGUGUACCCACCGCAUUAAAGGGUCGUGGGACCGUUAGGCGGGCGAUGGCCAAUCAACGUGGACUCACUCAGCUUCCAAACUUUUCUAUUUAAUGGUUCUCUGCAGACCGAUCCCUCUUCUUCCUCCCACAUUCUCUAAGAAUCCAACAUUUGCCCUGAUAAAAUUUAGUACCCAAAGUUUCCAAUUUUGGGUUAAAAAAGGAAAUUUUGAUUGAUAAAUUGUUCUUUUGCGGUUUUUUUUUUUUUUUUUAUACUGGAAUGGCAAUUGAAUCUGAUCAAACCACAAGCAUCUGCAGUCACUGUGACAGAACUGUUCCUUCUUCAAAUCUUAAUUUGCAUUAUGUUUACUGCUCCCGCAAUCUUGAACGAUGUAAACUUUGUAAUGAUAUGAUUCCAAAAAGACAUGCUGAGGAACAUUUCUUGAACACACAUGCUCCGGUAUCCUGUUCACUGUGCAGUGCAACAAUGGAACGUGAAAAUUUAGCUGUCCAUAAAGGUGAAAAUUGUCCCCAAAGGAUUGUCACAUGCGAAUUUUGUGAGUUCCCAUUGCCGGCAAUUGAUCUAUCUGAACAUCAGGAAGUAUGUGGCAACCGAACAGAAUUGUGUCAUUUAUGUGGCAAAUAUAUUCGACUGCGAGAAAGGAUUUAUCAUGAAACAAGAUGCAAUGGUGUCCCAGAUGAAACUGUGGGACCGUCCAGAAGGGAUGCAAGGGCAGCUGAGAGAGAUCGCGGUCCUCAAAGAAGGCAGCCACAUGAAUAUUCACGGAGACGCCUUCUAUUCACAAUUGCAAUAACUGGCAUAGCUGUCCUAUUGGGAUCACUUUUUUUCCAGAGAAAAGCAGAGUAUGGUCAAGUGCAUUAGCACUGGAGAGGAAAACAAUAGGGAUACUUAAAAACAAUGCUUUGAAGCUUUUUGUAUUCCAUUCAACCCGAUAUGAAACUAUCUGAGAGAAUACUGGCGUGAUUAUAUUAUAUUAAGCUUGUAAUCGUGUUGAUAUAUUUGGUAGAUUAUCUGUUUCCCGCUACAUACAACCGUAUUGUUAUUACCAUUAUUAUUGUUGUUGUUUCCAAAGCUGCAUAUGAAAAGCUGAUGACAAAUAUAUAAUGUCAAUUUCUGCACCAAAA